AUGUCAAAGAAGUUUGAUAAACUGUUAGAAGCCGCAACGGAUAGCACAAAUCUAGAGCCGAAUUGGGAUGGCAUCAUAGCAUGUUUUGAUUCUGUUAGAUCAGGAGAAGUGCCCGCAAAAGCUGCAAUGCAAUCGAUGCGAAAACGAAUUCAACACGACAAUCCUCAUGUUGUGAUGCAUGCACUACUCGUUCUAGACGCCUGUGUGAAAAAUUGUGGCCAUAAGAUCCAUGCAGAGAUUGCGACCAGGGAAUUUAUGGAGGAAUUCAAAAAUUUGGGUAUCGGUGGACAGUAUGAGAAUGUAAAGGCGAAGGUGUUGGAAAUGUUACAGUGCUGGGCUGUGGCUUUUGCCAACAAACCAGAGUACAAGAUUGUUGUUGAUACCCACAACCUAAUGAAACUUGCCGGUUUCGAUUUUCCCUCCAUUAAAGAAGCUGAUGCAAUGUUCACAGCGCAGGUGGCCCCGGAUUGGCAUGAUGGAGCUGAAUGCUUUCGUUGUCGUUCGGAAUUCUCCUUGUUCAAUCGCAAACAUCACUGUCGCGCUUGCGGCCAAAUUUUCUGUGAUCGUUGUAGCACGAAGGAAAUUCCGCUUCCUCAAUUUGGCAUUGAAAAGGAGGUAUUGCUUGCUGUAGACGUUUGUGUGGUUAAUGAGCCAGCCGCCUCCAUUCCUGUUACCGCGGAACUUUCUCAAGCGGAGAAAGAUAAGCUUCUAAAAGAGAAAGAAGAGGAAGAUCUAGCUCUUGCCUUGGCUAUCAGUCAAAGUGAAGCGGAAGCCAAGGUUAACGCCAAAAGUCUUUGUACGCUAUAUAUAACGGAUGCUGCUUCACUGUCGUCUUAUAAUCCCUCAGAAAUGGGUUACAAGGGCGCAGCUCCAAAUGUAGCUGAAUCUCCAAGCGAUACUCUUGCCGCGGAUGAUCCUCUCGCUAGGUACCUCAACAGAGACUAUUGGCAGCAAAGGAAAGCUGGUGCGUCAACUAAGGUGCAUCUUUCUUUAGUAACUGUUAUGGAAAAUCGCAUCCGCUCGAAUAGUGCUAGAGGUCGUUCCGUUUUAAAUGAUACUGCUAUACAAGGACUAUUUUCCACACUAACAGAGUUUCAUUCUCAAGUGUUGGGUGCCUUAAGCAAGCUUGAUGAAGAGAGAACCUUUCAUGAGACCCUACAAGACCAUCUUGCUCAUAUCAGUGAGGCUCGUCUGGCAAUUGAUGAGUUGCGUAAAGAACACGAGAGGCGCCGGCACGAACGACUCGCUGAGGAGCAAAGACAAAGACAAGCUCAAAUGAAACAAACAUUGGAGAUGAUGCGCAUGAAGAAGCAUGUGAUGUUAAUGGAGCAACGAAACGCCGCUCUGCAACGGUUUCAGCACCAAGAGAUGCAAGCAAGACGGGGGCAGGUAUGA
Molecule: messenger RNA, 1395 nt
Organism: Angiostrongylus costaricensis
Lineage: Eukaryota; Metazoa; Nematoda; Chromadorea; Rhabditida; Metastrongylidae
Source: the annotation of a GenBank genome assembly